Messenger RNA from Triticum turgidum subsp. durum (durum wheat), 2733 nucleotides. The record is from the annotation of a GenBank genome assembly. Lineage: Eukaryota; Viridiplantae; Streptophyta; Magnoliopsida; Poales; Poaceae.
AUGGCUGGCGGAAUCGUGACCGUGGUGAGCGGGGUGAUGAACCCCCUCAUCGGCAAGCUCACCACGCUCAUGGGCGACGAGUACAACAAGUUCAAAGGGGUCAAGAAGCAGGCCUCCUUCCUCCAGGAGGAACUUAGCGCCAUGAAUGCCGCUCUCCAGAAGCUGGAGCUCAUGGAUGGCGAGCUCGAUCCAAACAUCAAGGACUGGAGGGACCAUGUCAGGGAGAUGUCCUACGACAUGGAGAAUUGCAUCGACGACUUCAUCCGUCAGUCCCGAGCUGACGAUGCCAAGAGAAGCUUCAUCAAGAAUACUGCUCGACGCAUCAAGAAGAUGCGAGACCGUCUUCGUAUAGCCCACCAGAUGGAAGAACUCAAGACCGUCGCUAUAGAGGCGAAUGCUCGGCGCCAGAGGUAUAAGGUUGAUGAUUGGAAGCCUGCCUCCGGCUCUGUGGAUGUUGACCCUCGGCUGCGAGCAGUCUACCAGGAGGCAGAUUCUCUCAUUGGCAUUGAUGGCCCAAGGGAGGAGGUUGUGACUCGGUUGAUGGAUACUCAAAAGAAUCUCAAAGUGGUGUCAAUUGUGGGAUUUGGUGGCCUUGGCAAAACUACACUUGCCAAACAGGUGUAUGACAAGAUUGGCUUGCAGUUCGAUUGCAAGGCAUUCUUUUCAGUUUCGCAGAGGCCUGAUAUGACUGAGCUACUCAACAAUUUACAAUAUAAACUUGGGAUGAAGAAGCCUGAUACAUCUCACACUCGCAAGGUUGACGACAUCAUUGAAGAGAUAAGACAACAUCUGAAAAAUAACAGGUACCUUAUUGUUGUUGACGAUGUGUGGGAUGAAUCAGCAUGGAACAUUAUUAAGUGCGUGUUUCCAGAAGAGGGUAAUGGAAGUAGAGUAAUAGUCACAACCCGAGUUGAAGUUGUGGCUGGUGCAGCCUGUCAGAAUGACCGUGAGGGUAUCUACAAAUUGGAACCUCUCAGUGAAGAAAACUCAAGAAUGUUAUUGCUCAAUAGAGUAUUUGGGUCUGUACAUGGUUGUCCACCACAACUUGCAGACAUCAUGGCUGAGAUUUUGAGCAAGUGUCAUGGAUUGCCACUUGCUGUUAUAACAGUAGGUAACCUAUUAGCCAGUCAAGAAAGAUCAAGGAAGGGCUGGGAGAGUAUAAGGGAUUCUCUGGGUGCUCACUCUGCCACAAAUCCCACUUUGGAAGAGAUGAAGAGUAUAUUAAACCUUAGCUACAUGCAUCUUCCUGCUCAUCUGCGGGCAUGUUUUUUGUACCUUGGCAUGUAUCCUGAGGAUCGCGAGAUCUUAAGGGAUGAUCUGGUUCGGCAAUGGAAAGCUGAAGGCUUGCUUGUUGAUAGUUUGCACGUGCAAGAUUUGGAGGUUGUUGGCAGGAAUUAUUUCAAUGAACUUAUCAAUAGAAGCAUGGUUCAGCCGUGUCACACACAGUAUGGGGAGGUGUUGUCUUGCAGAGUACACGAUAUUAUGCUUGAUUUGAUCCUGAGCAAGUGUGAUAGAAAUAACUUUUUAAGUGUGGCAUACAGUUAUGAAGGCAUGGCAAGACUGCAUGGCUGCAAGUAUAAGGUCCGUCGAGUAUCUUUGAGCUCCAUGGCUGGUGGUGGAGCAACAGACGACCCAACUAUUACUGUUAACCUAUCACAAGUUCGGUCAUUUACACUGUUUGGGAAAUCCAUGCCUCCUCUUGUGUUGUUCAAGUAUCUCCGGGUGCUCAGGAUUGAUCAAGGCAGUGCCAGGGGAGACGAGCAGACUCUUGAUCUCACUGCUAUUAGCCAAUUGUUUCAGUUGAGGUAUUUGUACGUUGAGGGACCAGAUUUCAUACAGCUCCCUGCUGAACUUCAAGGGCUUGUUUACUUGGAGACGUUGCACAUUGAUUCAGAGCUCAAGAGCAUUCCCUCAGAUAUAGUCCAUUUGUCGUGCUUGUCCUAUCUCUACAUUGAUAAAUGCAACCACGGAGUGCUGCCUGAAUGGAUUGGGAAUAUGAAAUCACUGAAUAGUCUGAGAAUGCCGGUAGGCAUGGGGACCGAUCAGAGGGAAUUGAAUGGGAUGAACGGUAUUAUAGGUCUCGGCGAGCUGACCAAUCUCAGGGACCUAACAAUCAGUCUGUGGUCUUUGGAGAAGUCAGAACUUGAUGCUUUGGCCUGCUCCAUUGGAAAGCUCUGGAACCUCAAAUCUCUUCAACUCUCAGGGUUUCAGACUGAAAUCCAUAGCCAAAUGGGCUCAUUAUCCAAUCCUUUCCAACACAUCGAGGAGAUUGAUGUGUCUGUGUUGAAUUUUCCUAGAGUUCCCAUAUGGAUGGGUGGUCUCCAUUGCCUUCGCAUCCUCAACCUGCGUGUGGAGGAGACCUCAACUGAAGAUUUCCGUCUUCUGGGAGAUCUUCCCUCCCUCGUCAAACUCAUUUUCAGGCCGUCACAUAUCCCUAAAGAAAGGGCUAUAGUGGGCGCGGGACUAUUCCCUGUUCUGGAGCACUUUGAAUUUUGGAGUGAGGAAGACGCUAUGGCAGACCUGGGAUUCGAGGCGGGGGCCAUGCCCAACCUACAAACGCUCGGUUGCAAAUUCAAGGCGAGGGCCAUACCUGGGUUGCUGUUGCUGUUGACCCUGUUACGCCUUGACAUGAUCGAUCUGGAUGGGGCUCGCACCGGUGAUGCCAUAGUGUCUCCGUUCAGGGAUGCUUUAUCAGCGCACCCAAACCACCCUUCCGUUCGCCCUUCAUUUUAG